AUGGCUAUGGAAUUCAUAGUUGAAACCAUCCAUGAAGAAACCAUUAAACCUUCUUCACCAACUCCCCUUAACCAGAAAAUUUUCAAGCUGUCACUUCUUGAGCAGAUUGCUCCUACAAUUUACAUACCGGUAAUUUUUUGGUAUCUUAACGAUACUGAUGCUGCUGCUGCUGAUUUUUCCAAGGCUAAAGAAAUAUCCCAGCGACUCAAGAAAUCCUUAUCCAAAACUCUAGGUCGCUUCUACCCUUUUGCAGGGAGGAUGAGAAGUAGCUGGAUUGAAUGUAAUGAUGAAGGGGUUGACUUCAUCGAAGCUCGAGUUAACUGCCUUCUCCAGGACAUUUUCAAGCAACCGGAUGGCGAGUUGCUGAAGAAACUUCUGCCUAUGCGUUUGGAAUCCCCAGAAGCAGCAACGGGACGCAUAUUGCUUGUUAAGGUCAACUUCUUUCAGUGUGGGGGCAUGGCAAUUGGCGUAAACAUUUCACACAAGGUCGCUGAUUUAUCCACCUUGAGCAUUUUCAUAGAGAGUUGGGCCGCCAUGGCUCAGGGCUCUAGCGAAGUGGUCCGUUCGGAGCUUGUAACUGCUUCAUCGUUGUUCCCACAUAUGGAUUUACCGUCAAAAGUGUUGGAAAUGGAAUUCAAGGGACAAAAGUUUGCAACGAGGAGAUUAGUAUUCGAUGCUUCAAAGAUUUUGACGCUCAAGGCUCAAGCUGCUAGUACAGACGUGCCACAGCCUACUCGUGUUGAAGCUGUGACAGCACUUAUUUGGAAAUGUGCAAUGGCUGCAUCAACAUCAAAUCGUGGUGGAUUCACAAAGCCAUCUGUGUUGGCUCAAGCUGUGAACUUGCGUAAAAGGAUGAAGCCUCCCCUGCCUGAAAACUGUAUUGGGAAUCUUGUAUAUGGGUUUAUUGCACAGACGCCAGAUUGUGAAACCGAAUUGCAGGGCUUGGUUCAACAAUUAAGGAAUGGAAUUAGAGAAUUCUGUGAAAAUUCUGCAGGAAGCUUUACAAUUUCUUCAAUCCUUGAGGAUUCCAAAACAUAUGAGAAGUUGUACGAAAGAGAAAAUGUUGACUACUAUUGCUGCACCAGUUGGUGCAGAUUCCAGCCAUAUGGAACUGAUUUUGGAUGGGGAAAGCCCAGAUGGGUUAGCCUCGGCGGUGUCACGCCGCCAAAUUAUUUUAUAUUGAUGGACUCAAGCGACAGUGAGGGAAUAGAAGCAUGGCUGAGCUUGACUGAAGCUGAAAUGGCUUUCUUUGAACGCAACGAAGAACUGCUUGCGUUUGUUUCUGUGAACCCAAGUGUCAUUUAA
This is a messenger RNA of Durio zibethinus, 1305 nucleotides long. RefSeq names its product akuammiline synthase 1-like. NCBI's taxonomy places the organism in Eukaryota, Viridiplantae, Streptophyta, Magnoliopsida, Malvales, Malvaceae. The record is from RefSeq and is a predicted model, not a curated record.